AUGUCUGACGGCUGGGGUUCUCCUGAGGGGAAGCCUAUGGCCCCUAAGCAAGCUGCUGGGCCUUCAACCACCGUUGCGCAGCAUCCUGAGAAGCCUGUUGCAGACUGGGGUCAGCCUGUCGCGUUUGACUACACUGAAACUGAUGUUGACCGCAAGUGGGGCAGUAGCGGCGCCAUCUACGAAUGGGAUGGCGACGAAGGUGAAAUCGGCCCUGUGAAUCCAGAGCUAGAGCUCGAGCUCUUCGGCCGCCCGGAGGAGCGACACUGCGCCGGCGUCGAUUUCUCCAAGAUCGCUGAGAUCAGUGUCUCCCAAGAGGGUGAGAAGCGUAUCAUCCCCAUCUCUAACUUCAAAGAAGCGGGUCUUCACCCUAUCAUGAUGAAGAAUGUUGAGAUGGCAGGUUAUAGAACACCGACCCCUAUCCAAAAGUAUUGCAUCCCGGCGAUCAAGAUGGGACAUGAUUUGAUCGCUAUUGCCCAAACCGGUUCGGGCAAAACCGCCGCAUAUCUGGUUCCUAUUUUGAACCAGUUGAUGGGCAAAGCCAAAAAGUUGGCUGCUCCCCGCCCACCUCCCGAGCAGUUUGAUAAUGGAACAGCCCAAUACGUGCGAGCUGAGCCUUUGGUACUCGUGGUUUGUCCUGCCCGAGAACUAGCAAUUCAAAUCUUCGACGAAGCGCGUAGAUUCUGCUACCGCACAAUGCUUCGUCCUUGUGUGGUCUAUGGAGGAGGACCGAUUCAGGAACAACUCCAACAGAUUGGACGAGGCUGCGAUGUCCUCGUCGCCACUCCUGGUCGACUUAUCGAUAUCAUGGAGCGCCCGCACCUGUUCACACUUCGUCGACUUCGAUACAUGGUGAUCGAUGAGGCUGAUGAGAUGCUCGACAUGGAUUGGCAGGAGGAAUUUGGGAGGAUCCUCUCCGGUGGAGAACAGGAAGAAGGAAAUGUGAAGUACAUGCUAUUCUCGGCCACUUUCCCUGGCGCUGUUCGCAAACUCGCCAAAGAUCACCUUGCGAUGAACCAUAUUCGCAUUCGUGUGGGUCGUAUCGGAAGCUCCCACGCAAACAUUUCGCAGGACAUCAUUUUUGUGAAGCAGGAGCUGAAGCGAGAAGCCCUUCUUGACCUUCUGCGCUCGCUCAAGGCUGGCCGAGCCAUCAUAUUCGUCAACAGCAAACGCACGGCAGACGAGAUUGAUGAUUUUCUCUUCCACAAAAAAUUUCCUUGCACUUCGAUUCACUCCGACCGCACUCAACGAGAGCGAGAGGACGCAAUGCGAGCGUUUCGCAUUGGAAAAACACCCAUUCUCGUCGCUACCGGAGUCAUGGCUCGCGGAAUUGACGUGCGUAACGUCCGCUAUGUUAUCAACUUUGAUCUUCCAAGUGCGGACCAUGGCGGUAUUCAGGAAUAUGUUCACCGUAUUGGUCGAACCGGCCGCAUCGGCUACACUGGUUCCGCCACCUCAUUCUACACUGAGCGCGAUGAGUCUCUCGCUGAGGAUUUGACCAAGAUACUCAUGGAAACCAACCAGCCGGUACCCGACUUCCUCCAGCAGUACAUCCCCGAGGGUGUGGACCCAAAUAACUUCCAAAUGGAGGACGAUAAGAGCGACUUUGGAGAAGAGGAGGGAGACACUGGAGACGCGUGGCAGACAGACGGACCCAAGGACGGCCAGAAUGUUGGUAGCGAUUCCUGGGCUGCUGGAGGUAACACCGGUGCAGACGACGCCUGGGGUGCUCCCGCGGCCGGAGGAGUCGCCGCAGAUGGUUGGGGAUCUGGAACCAAAGUCGAUGCCGCCGGUACUUGGGGUUCUGGUGGCAACUCAGGGGGUGACUCAUGGGGAAACGCGAACAAUGCGGAAAUUGACUGGUAAUCACCGUAUAACCACCACUCCAUUUGGCAUGGCCCUGACAGAGCAUUCGGGCAUUUCUGCCACAGUAUUUGGCAACUAAAUUUGCUCCGAGGUCGCGAUAUUUUCACAAGCCCCUAAGUAAAGACGGCAAAAUAAUGUUUCAUUUCGUUUCUUUGAGGGUUGGCACAAGGUAGGAACAUGCGUUUCUGGGUUUGAUAGUCCAUAGUGGAAUCUCUGAGUAGUACGAAUUGAUUGCUGCGUUAUGCCGUCCGAGAUAUGACCCACAACUACGGUAGAGGUCCUUAGCAGUAUAAUCAUGUUGCUUUCGU
Daldinia vernicosa is the source of this 2171-nucleotide messenger RNA. Its product is annotated as DEAD-domain-containing protein. Gene Ontology annotation, molecular function: RNA helicase activity; ATP binding; RNA binding. Gene Ontology annotation, cellular component: nucleus. The coding region runs from base 1 to 1863 and encodes 620 amino acids. NCBI's taxonomy places the organism in Eukaryota, Fungi, Ascomycota, Sordariomycetes, Xylariales, Hypoxylaceae. The transcript is spliced from 5 exons. The record is from RefSeq and is a predicted model, not a curated record.